AUGGAGAAUACAUACGGACAUGGGAUUGCAUGGAGGAGAGGUCCGAUGCUAGGGAAAGGAAGUUUUGGCUCUGUAUAUCUGGCAACUGCAAAGAAUCCAUCAAUCCAUUAUAGGUGCCUUCCGUUGGUCAUGGCUGUGAAAUCAGCAGAGGUUUCGGUUUCAAGUUCGCUUCAGAAGGAGAGAGAAGUAUUAAGUUAUCUCAGUGGCUGUCCGGAUAUCAUUCAGUGCGUCGGCGAUGAAACAACAAUCGGCAGCGAUGGCAGAAUGGUUUACAACUUGCUGUUGGAGUAUGGUUCUGGUGGGACGAUUGCAGAUAGGAUCAAGAAAUCGGGCUACAGGGGAUUGCCCUUACGCGAGGUAAGGUGUUUUACUAAAUCUAUUCUUAAAGGGUUAAGUUACAUUCAUGAAGUUGGUUUCGUACAUUGUGAUUUGAAACCUGAAAAUAUCUUGCUUGUGCCCAAAUCAAGAAAAACAAAUACAGAAUUUAUUGCGAAAAUUUGUGAUUUCGGGCUUGCUAGAAGAGUUCAGAAGAGCAAGAAGAGGAAACUAGAGCGCUACUUUAAUGGCACUCCUAUGUAUCUGUCGCCUGAGGCCGUGAGGGAUGGUGUGCAAGGAACCCCUUGUGAUAUCUGGUCACUUGGAUGUGUUGUGCUGGAGAUGUUAACUGGAAAACCUGCAUGGGAUGAAGGGAUGGAUGAGGAGAGUGCCUUGAACAAGAUUGGUAAAGGGACUGCAGUUCCUAAAAAACCAAGAAAUUUGUGCCAAAGUGCCAAGAGUUUUCUCAACUGUUGUCUCAAAAGAAUGGUUAAGGGUAGACUGUCGGCUAAAACAUUGUUACACCAUCCAUUCGUGAACGGAUUGAACGAUGAUGAUGAUGAUUAUGAUUACGAUAAUGAUAAUGGAGUGCUUGAAGAAGAAGAUAUUGAUGAUAUGGAUGAAGAUUGCAGCUGUUUAUCUGCAGAGCACUGA
This is a messenger RNA of Coffea eugenioides, 969 nucleotides long. Its product is annotated as mitogen-activated protein kinase kinase kinase 17-like. The transcript has a single exon. The coding region runs from base 1 to 969 and encodes 322 amino acids. Lineage: Eukaryota; Viridiplantae; Streptophyta; Magnoliopsida; Gentianales; Rubiaceae. The record is from RefSeq and is a predicted model, not a curated record. Gene Ontology annotation, molecular function: protein kinase activity; ATP binding. Gene Ontology annotation, biological process: protein phosphorylation.